UUCAUCGUUCGCGCGCCAAAAGCUUCAAACAUCUUCGAACGAUUCACAAGCAUUAAAUGCAAAUCGACGGAUUUCUUUGUUGUGUUGUGUGUAGUUUCGAUUCGGAAAGCAGGCUUUCGCGAACUAAACUAAUCUAGUUCUAACAAAAUUGACCUAAAGUUUCAAUAGGGAACGAACGAGAAUGGAUGGUUUCGAUGAUGUUGGAGUGUUUUUCUCCGAUAACUUUGGUGACGAUGGCCAACAGCAGCAGAAUUCGAACCAAAUCAAUCUGCAGCAAAUCAAGAGGAAAUACCGCGAGUUUAUCCGGACGUUUUGCGAAGCCAACUUCAGCUACAAGUACCGCGACACAUUGAAACGAAACUAUUUACUGGGCCGUUAUUAUCUCGAGGUGGAAAUCGAAGACUUGGCCGGUUUCGAUGAAACAUUGGCGGACAAGCUGUACAAGCAACCGACGGAGCAUUUGCAAAUCUUCGAGGAAGCUGCUCGCGAGGUGGCUGACGAGAUCACCUUUCCGAGACCGGAAGAGGAAGCAGUCGUUCACGAUAUUCAAAUUCUGCUAACCUCCGGUGCCAAUCCGACCAACAUUCGGGACCUGAAGUCGGAGUGUGUCUCACGGCUGGUCAAGGUUGGCGGAAUUAUAAUAUCUGCUUCGGGGAUCAAGGCUAAGGCCACCAGAAUUUCCAUUCAGUGUCGAUCUUGUAACACUGUUAUUUCGAACUUGUCCGUAAAUCCUGGCUUGGAAGGUUAUCAGCUGCCGAGGAAAUGCACAUCGGAUCAAGCGGGAAGACCCAGAUGUCCUUUGGACCCUUUCUUCAUCAUGCCAGACAAGUGUUUGUGUGUUGAUUUCCAGGUGUUGAAAAUGCAGGAGCUGCCGGAUUUCAUUCCACAAGGUGAAAUUCCUCGUCAUAUGCAGUUGUUCUGCGAUCGCAGUUUAUGCGAGCGUGUUGUGCCAGGGAACCGUGUUCUCAUUCACGGCAUCUUUUCGAUUCGUAAAAUUGGCAGGCCAAGUAAGCAAGAUGGGCGAGAGAAAGCGAUUAUUGGGGUGAGGGCCCCCUAUAUGAGGGUGGUUGGUAUAACUGUCGAUACGGAAGGAAUGGGCGCUAUAUCCAGAUUUAACAAUAUUACCACUGAAGAGGAAUCGAUGUUCCGAAAAAUGGCAGCGAAUCCCAAUAUUUAUGAUAGUUUGGGUGAAAGUCUAGCGCCGAGUAUUUUCGGUUCACAAGACAUAAAGAAGGCCAUUGUAUGUAUGCUGUUUGGAGGUUCCAGAAAACGAAUGCCUGAUGGUUUGACACGUCGUGGAGAUAUUAAUAUUCUUUUGCUUGGUGAUCCUGGUACAGCAAAGUCACAGCUGCUGAAAUUCGUGGAGAAAGUUGCUCCCAUUGCAGUUUACACCUCUGGCAAGGGUUCCAGUGCGGCUGGUUUAACGGCAUCCGUUAUGCGUGAUCCAGCGACCAGAAACUUCGUCAUGGAAGGCGGUGCGAUGGUGCUGGCCGAUGGUGGCGUAGUUUGUAUAGACGAGUUUGAUAAAAUGAAAGAGGAUGAUCGAGUGGCAAUUCAUGAAGCCAUGGAACAGCAAACGAUCUCCAUCGCAAAAGCGGGAAUUACGACCACCUUGAACUCGAGAUGUUCAGUUUUGGCUGCAGCUAAUUCAAUUUUCGGUCGGUGGGACGACACUAAGGGCGAAGAGAAUAUCGACUUCAUGCCUACGAUUCUUUCGCGUUUUGAUAUGAUUUUCAUCGUGAAAGACGUACACGAUCAAGCUCGUGACAUCACCCUGGCCAAACAUGUAAUGAACGUGCACAUGAACGCCAACAAAGCCACAAUCGACAAGCAGGAGGGUGAAAUACCCAUGGCUAUGUUCAAAAAAUACAUCAACUACUGCCGCAACCAUUGCGGACCUCGUCUCAACGAAGAAGCCGCUGACAAACUGAAAUCUCGAUACGUUCUGAUGCGAAGCGGUGCCGGGGAGCAGGAACGCAUGUCGGAUAAGCGGCUCUCAAUCCCAAUCACAGUCCGUCAACUGGAAGCCAUCAUUCGAAUCUCGGAAUCGCUGGCCAAAAUGCAACUGCAACCAUUCGCAACGGAGGCCCACGUCACGGAAGCCCUUCGACUCUUCCAGGUUUCGACACUGGACGCAGCCAUGUCCGGAUCACUGGCCGGAGCGGAGGGAUUCACCACCGAGGAGGACACCGAAAUGCUGAACCGAAUAGAGAAGCAGCUGAAGCGUCGUUUCGCCAUCGGAUCGCAGGUAUCCGAACAGAAUAUCAUCCAGGACUUUGCGAGGCAGAAAUAUCCGGAACGGUCAGUGCUCAAGGUGCUCCAUACCAUGAUUAGGCGGGGUGAGUUGCAGCAUCGCAUGCAGCGGAAGAUGCUCUACAGACUGUCGUGAGAGAACCAUUUUUCUUUUUAUCCAUUUUUAAUCUUGUUUGAUUUUUUUGCGAUUGAAAGUGAUUUCAUGUUUUCUUUACAAUAAAAUAUUGUCAACCAAUUGAAGUUCUAAUAAAUUAAUGUU
Molecule: messenger RNA, 2512 nt
Organism: Toxorhynchites rutilus septentrionalis
Lineage: Eukaryota; Metazoa; Arthropoda; Insecta; Diptera; Culicidae
Gene: Mcm5
Product: DNA replication licensing factor Mcm5
Exons: 2
Coding region: 182-2389 (735 amino acids)
Biological process (GO): DNA replication initiation; DNA replication; double-strand break repair via break-induced replication
Cellular component (GO): MCM complex; nucleus
Molecular function (GO): 3'-5' DNA helicase activity; single-stranded DNA helicase activity; ATP binding
Source: RefSeq, a predicted model, not a curated record